AUGUUUCUUUCGCCACUGUAUGAUGGACUUGAGACUAAUAUACCACAUGGGCUUAUGCAAUUCUCCGAUUUAUCAUUUCCUGACCGAACUCAGUUGUUUCCACCAUUUGAAGCUGUUCUUGAGUAUCUGAGAGAAUACAGUCAGGAUGUUGAACAUCUUAUUCAAUUUCAGGUGCAGGUCGUGGACAUCAAACCUAAAGAUAAGAGUCUUGGGACUUGGGCAGUUACCCGGAAAGAUCUGGUUAGUGGAGUAUUCCAAACCGACACAUAUGACGCAGUUGUCAUUGCAAAUGGACAUUACAAUGUGCCAUAUGUACCGUCGAUCCCUGGAAUAUCCGCAUGGAAGGAAGCGUACCCCCAAGGAAUAAUCCAUUCGAAGCUAUAUUUCGACUCUACGCCGUAUAAGGACAAGAAGGUUGUUAUUGUUGGGAAUUCUGCUUCUGGUCUAGACAUUGGGGCGCAGAUUAACAAAGUCUGCCAACAGCCUCUCAUUUCAUCAGUCAAAUCGGAGUCUUAUCUCUUAUCGGGCGUAGCGUCAGAUCGAAAAGAAUACCCGCCAAUUGCCGAGUUUAUGCCGCCGGAGACUCAUACUCGUGCAAUCCGGUUUUCCAAUGGUGAGAUUAUAGAGAACGUUGAUGUUGUCCUUUUCUGCACGGGAUAUCUUUACUCCUUUCCCUUUCUCUCUGGGCUGGACAUGCCCGUGGUUUCCGAUGGUGGCAGGACGUUGCAUGUGUAUCAACACUUAUUCUACAUUGAACAGCCCACACUUGUGUUUCCAGGACUACAUCAAAAGGUGAUCCCGUUCGUACAAGCGGAGAAUCAAUGCGCUGCAUUUGCUCGAGUAUGGUCCGGGAGACUUAACUUACCUUCGAAGAAGGAGAUGUAUGAAUGGGAGAACUCCAAUGUUGAAGCACGAGGCUCCGGGAAAGCCUUUCAUGCCUUAGCUUAUCCACUUGACGCUGAUUAUCUUAACGAAAUGCACGAUUGGGUGGCAAGCGCUAAGCCAAGGCCCGGACUGGCAAAUGGCGGACAUGGAAAAUGGGGAAUAAGAUGGGGUGAAAAGGAGAGAUGGAUAAGAUCUAAGUUCACCCUGAUAAAGCGAGAAUAUGCUGCGCUUGGGGAAAAUAGAAGAGCGUGUCUAACACUUGAAGACCUUGGUUUCGAUUUUGAGGCAUCGAAAGCAGCAGAGGAGAAGAAUUAA
Trichophyton rubrum CBS 118892 is the source of this 1200-nucleotide messenger RNA. RefSeq lists its product as uncharacterized. The coding region runs from base 1 to 1200 and encodes 399 amino acids. The record is from RefSeq and is a predicted model, not a curated record. Lineage: Eukaryota; Fungi; Ascomycota; Eurotiomycetes; Onygenales; Arthrodermataceae. Gene Ontology annotation, molecular function: flavin adenine dinucleotide binding; NADP binding; N,N-dimethylaniline monooxygenase activity. The transcript has a single exon.